Histoplasma capsulatum G186AR is the source of this 2027-nucleotide messenger RNA. RefSeq names its product hydrolase. Bases 42 to 1538 code for a protein of 498 amino acids. The transcript has a single exon. NCBI's taxonomy places the organism in Eukaryota, Fungi, Ascomycota, Eurotiomycetes, Onygenales, Ajellomycetaceae. The record is from RefSeq and is a predicted model, not a curated record. Gene Ontology annotation, molecular function: catalytic activity.
UCUACUCUGCCUGCUGAGCAACCUGGGCCCCGUAGGUAAUCAUGCCGCAAAGAUUAAUCGUCGCGGUCUCCCAAUCGCACACUCGCGACACCCUGGCUGAUACUCUGCAAGCAUUAGAGUACUCUACUCACUUUGCUGCUUCCCGCGGAGCCCACAUCCUUCUUUUCCCAGAAGGGUAUUUGGGUGGCUAUCCGCGAACAUGUACCUUUGGCUCUGCCGUUGGGGGUCGCGACCCACCUGGCCGUGAGCAAUAUCUACACUACUUCCACGCUGCAGUUGACCUUGGAGAUACCCCUACUGGCGCUGGAGAUGAAUGGAUCGAGAGGACUCUUCCAGUUGCGAUGGGAAAGAAUUACCGGGGUGACGGCACCAGGGAGUUUAUUGAACGCGUUUCACGGGAGACGGGAGUUCUCCUCAUUGUUGGUUUGAUCGAGAGAGCGGGAGGGAGUCUGUAUUGUGCUGUGGUAUACGUUGACCCCAAGCGAGGGACGCUGGGGAAACGCAGAAAAGUCAUGCCCACUGGCAGUGAACGGCUGGUGUGGGCACAAGGAUCGCCGUCAACCCUGAAAGCGGUUACCACCGAGAUCAAUGGGGUGAAACUUACUCUUGCAGCAGCCAUAUGCUGGGAGAAUUUCAUGCCUCUGCUACGACAGAGUCUUUAUUCUCAGAAUGUGAACCUCUAUCUUGCCCCAACUGCAGACACGCGUGAUACUUGGUUGCCGUUAAUGCGCACAGUGGCAUUUGAAGGGAGGACUGUCGUACUCAGUGCCAACCAAUGUGUUCGGAAAAGCCAGCUCCCUUCGUGGAUCACCUCGUGUCAAGAACGCACCAAAGUUGAGAGUCAUCACACAAUCGAAGCCAGACCGUUAACCAGUCGUCGAUCGACACGGCGACACAGACAGCCUUCACUUACUACCCUAGAAGGAUCGCAUGAGAUUGUGUGGCCAUGCAAUGAUCCGAACGCAGCCACGACUGCAACUAUUACCGCAGAAGUCCUUCCUGAAGCGGACGGUGGAAUCCACCCAUCUGGGCUAGAGGACCAUGCCAGUAGCGCAGCUAUCAAUGGAGUGGAAGUAGCGCGACAAGAUCCCGACCCAUUUUCUACGCGUUCACCCACGGCGCGGCCAACAGUACCUCCCCCUUCCGAAUCACAUCCAGAUUCCCCGUCUGUCCCUGAUCCUACGAAAUGUCGUAGGAAAUCUAUAAUAACGGAAGACGAGCACGAAAUCACAUGGCCAGACCGUAAAUCAGAUGCCAACAAAGGGGCGGCCUCCACCUUGUCGCUGUUAUCCGAUCCAUAUUUAUCUGCAGGUGGUUCUUGCAUAGUCGGCCCUAUGGGCGAGGUUCUAGCAGGGCCAAUCUGGCACGUCUCUGAUAGCGAUGGUGAUGAUGACUGCAGCCACAUAUUAAUCGCAGAAGUCGAUUUUGAGGACUGUGAGAGGGGCAGGUUGGACUUAGAUGUUGCAGGGAGCUAUUCGAGGAACGACGCUUUCAAAUUAACGGUUGAUGGUCUCGAUUUGAAUCCUCCCCCAAUUUAGUCGAUCUUGUUCUAACUAUAAGUAUCGAUUCUCUUCCGAAACAUAUCGAGAAAUAGUUGGUAACACUGCAAUGACAAUUUUUUCGGGAGACUUAUCUUCCCAAAUGGGUGAUUUCUGUGAAGCACAGGUCUUACGUGGGAUAUUUUGGCCCUCAGAUAAUUUGUCAAGGAACUACGGCUGGGAGAAACUGAUCUGCUGUUUUUCUAUAUCGUAUUUUCGUGUGGAGGAUUGUUUCACCUUUUCUUAAAAUCAGCGAAUAGUUUCAUAAUGUGGAUAUUUUGCGACAGACAAAUUCCGUUAACUAAGCAAGUCAAGCGAUGGCUAGUUAACUAACUUAACUAACUAUAUUUAAAUAUAUGUACAUAUAUAUAUGAAUUGCUUUUUACAAUUACAGCACGACCAAUAAUGAUCGGACCAAAAUAAAAAGGAAUACACGAAAAUCAAUAAUCAGGGAUCUAUCUAAGUACCUUUCUGCCGUCUUUUUAUACC